GAUCAGACGACGGAAUCGAUUCCCGACGGGGGAGAAGAUUCGAAGUGAAGCGGAGAGCCGACGGGGGAGCGCAGCGGCCAUCCAACGGAAGAGGGAUCCAUCUCCCCGUCGAGGAGGCUCCGGCUCCCCACCUCGCGGACCACCAUGGCCACCCCUUCCCCGUCGCCGGCGGAGGCCGCCCCACAGCUUGACGCCGCGACCGCCGCCGAGGAAGACGAGUGGGAUGCGGAUGGAUAUGUUAUUCCUAAUUUGCUCACUCAAGAUAAUGAUGUGAUUGAACCUAGUAUCCCCAAAGCAAAAGAUCCUGAACCUCUACAGGCAAAAGAUGAGAAGAUAUACUUGGGACCUCAUGGAGCUCCACCAUCCCAAGUAAAGCAGCAAGAGCUGAACACCGUUGGCCGUAAGCAGCGGUUCAGGAACAAGCUGAAGGAAGCAGAUAGGAAAUUCACAGGCAACGCUCAGGAGAACAAGGUGGAGAGCCUCAGGGAGUUGAUGGGCGCCAGGGCAAGUGGUACCAGCAUACCAAGGAGCUCUCCUCGUGAUUGGCUUGAUCCACAUUGCCAUGAAUCUGAAUUUGAUAGAAAACCAACUAGGUGACUGGCAAAUGAUGCCACGUUUACCUGAAGGUUGAUAAACUGUAAUAUGGGAGCUAUUCCCCAAUAAUAGAUACUCAUGAUCGACUAAUAGAUGAAAGAAAAAUGUUUCCUGGGGUGUAAUUCAUCUGAGCUCUGCUGUUCUCCGUGGUGUUGAAAUUCUGUGGGUUCAAUUUCCAA
Panicum hallii is the source of this 773-nucleotide messenger RNA. RefSeq lists its product as uncharacterized. The transcript is spliced from 3 exons. The record is from RefSeq and is a predicted model, not a curated record. Bases 145 to 597 code for a protein of 150 amino acids. NCBI's taxonomy places the organism in Eukaryota, Viridiplantae, Streptophyta, Magnoliopsida, Poales, Poaceae.